Messenger RNA from Daucus carota subsp. sativus, 1130 nucleotides. Its product is annotated as (DL)-glycerol-3-phosphatase 2. Lineage: Eukaryota; Viridiplantae; Streptophyta; Magnoliopsida; Apiales; Apiaceae. Gene Ontology annotation, biological process: glycerol biosynthetic process. The transcript has 7 exons. Bases 16 to 909 code for a protein of 297 amino acids. Gene Ontology annotation, molecular function: sn-glycerol 3-phosphatase activity. The record is from RefSeq and is a predicted model, not a curated record.
UAGCAAGAAGAAGUCAUGAAUCAGCAGGUAAAGGGAUAUGUGAUUUCAAAUUACUCGAAUUUAGAAAUGAGUAAAGUUGUGGGUCCAGGACUACACUACUUAAGCGGAUGCAGUAAAGCCCAUUUUCCGGCAAGCCCAAGAAGCGUGAUAAAACUAAAAGUUCAAGGCCGCCGGAUCCGAUUAAACGCAGCAAUGACGACGCCGGAGCCUUCUUCCAAGUCCAUCACUCACGUCGUCUUCGACAUGGAUGGCCUCUUACUUGAUACGGAGAAAUUCUAUACGGAAGUCCAGGAAAUGAUACUAGCUAGGUACAAUAAGACUUUCGACUGGUCUCUUAAAGCCAAAAUGAUGGGGAUGAAAGCAAUUGAAGCUGCUAAGGUGUUUGUUAACGAAACAGGGAUAAGUGAUUCUCUUAGUGCUGAGGACUUUCUUGUCGAGCGGGAAGAAACGUUGCAGAAAUUGUUCCCAACGACUGAUCUCAUGCCAGGGGCUGAUCGUUUGAUCAGGCAUCUACAUGCAAACAAAGUACCGAUAUGUGUGGCAACAGGAUCUAAGAAAUAUCACUAUGAAUUAAAAACACAAAGACACCAGGAACUGUUCUCCUUGAUGCAUCACAUUGUCAAUGGUGAUGAUCCAGAAGUUAAACAAGGCAAACCAGCACCAGAUAUCUUCCUUGCUGCUGCCAGAAGAUUUGAGGGCGGACCAGUUGAUCCCAAGAAAGUUCUUGUUUUCGAGGAUGCGCCUUCUGGAGUCCUUGCAGCCAAGAAUGCUGGGAUGUCUGUGGUUAUGGUUCCAGAUCCAAGGCUAGACAGCUCUUAUCUUGACACUGCAGACAAAAUUUUGAAGUCUUUAUUAGAAUUUCAACCAGCCGACUGGGGUCUUCCACCAUUUGUAGAUGAAACAGCUUAAGUACCAUGAGGGAUUAGUUGGAAUCACUGUUGGAACUUGAAGAGAUUGGCAUGCAUCAGAAAGCCUUUGAGGCAAGUAUGAGGCUAUAUUGUGAGAAUCCAUUCACAUUUAAUUUGUGAAAACUAAACAUGUUGAAGCUUGGUUGAUAUAAACAUUUUAAUUGUUACCAAAUACAGGCAUUUAGCCUUUAUGCAUUCAGAGUGUUUUUUGUUUCCUUUAAA